AUGGUUUCUAGACAAUUAUCGCAACAAGAAUGCCUUGCUGAGUUACUGUCAGUUUUCGGCAACAAAGCGCCACAUCAGUCGACAAUUUCCCGUUGGUAUGGAGAAUUCAAACGUGUACGGGUGAGUCUUAGCGACGAUCCCAUGGAGGGUGCACCAAAAACUGCAGUCACCCAGGAAAACGUCGAUGCUGUGCGCAAACUCAUAAUUGAAGAUAGACAUGUGACAUAUCGAGCGCUUGAGGCAAAAUUAGUUUCUCAGCAGAAAGCAACCAGGGUUAAUUGGUGUCAAAAAACGCUUGACCAUUUCAAUUCCGGAAACUUAAAUAAUGCAUACAGCAUUAUUAGUGGUGAUGAAUCGAGGAUUUACUGUUAUGAACCAGAAAAUAUACGACAGUCGGCUGUUUGGCCAACAAAAAUCAUCCGUUCUCGAAGUGUUUCGAAAAAGAUGGUCGCGAGAUUUGUGUCAAAAGCGGGUCAUACUGCAACAAUUCCUCUUAAUGAGCAAAGAACUGUUACUGCGGAUUGGUAUACCACCAUUUGUUUGCCAAAAGUCAUCACCGAACUUCGAAAAAUCAACCCCGAAAGAAGAAUCAUCCUCCACCAAGACAUUGCAAGCUCGCACACAGCCCAAAAAACAAGGCAGUGUUUAACGGAAAAAAACAUGGAAUUAUUGGACCAUCCUCCAUAUAGUCCUAAAGAUUUCUUUACUUUACCGAAAAUUAAAAACAGACUGCGUGGUCAAAGGUUUCAGUCAUCAGAAGAAGCAUGCGAUAAGUGCUUCGAAAAUUGGUUCGAGCGCAUGCAGAUGUGUAUUAAUGUUCGUGGAGAAUGCUUCGAAAAACAAUAA
This is a messenger RNA of Acanthoscelides obtectus, 846 nucleotides long. The record is from the annotation of a GenBank genome assembly. Lineage: Eukaryota; Metazoa; Arthropoda; Insecta; Coleoptera; Chrysomelidae.